Messenger RNA from Scomber japonicus (chub mackerel), 7143 nucleotides. It is a transcript of the gene mphosph8, whose product is annotated as M-phase phosphoprotein 8. The record is from RefSeq and is a predicted model, not a curated record. The transcript is spliced from 9 exons. Gene Ontology annotation, cellular component: cytoplasm; nucleus. The coding region runs from base 106 to 5706 and encodes 1866 amino acids. Gene Ontology annotation, molecular function: protein binding. NCBI's taxonomy places the organism in Eukaryota, Metazoa, Chordata, Actinopteri, Scombriformes, Scombridae.
GCAGUCACCGCGGUCCUGCCUCUGUUAGUACGGGCAGCACGGCCUUCACGACUGCCGACAGAGGAAUUACUACAUUUUUAGCUACAGCAACACCAGCCCACAGCUAUGGCGGCCGAGGCCGACAAAGUAGAACCGGCGGACAGCGAACAAGACGAAGAGGAAGAUGUUUACGAAGUGGAGAGAAUCAUUGACAUGCGGGUGGAAGAGGGUGAGGUGCUCUACAGAGUCCGCUGGAAGAAUUACUGCUCUGAUGAUGACACUUGGGAGCCAGAGGCCCAUUUGGAGGACUGUCGUGAGGUCCUCUUAGCAUUCAAGAAAAACAUGGCUGAGAUUAAAGCCAAAAAAGAAGCAGAGGCCAAGAAGACUGUGAAGCUGCUGCCCACGAAGAGCGAUAUAUUUGAUGCCGACUCUGAGAGCGACAGCGACAAAGACCGUCCAACCGAGGCGCCCGUCAAGAAGAAGAAAAAGAAAAAGAUUCGAGAAGAAGAAGAGGAGUUGCCUCCAAAGGAAAAGGAAAAGGAAAAGGAGAAGGAGAAAGAGAAGAAGAAGAAGAAGAAAGAGAAGCGGAAGGACGAUAUCAGGCCUUUACCAGCGCCAGAGAGCGAAGAAGAAGAGGAAAGACCCCCGACUCCACCAUCUCCUCCCAAGGAGAAAAAGACUGAAACGAAAAAGCGGCUGGUGGACUCCGAAGAGGAGGAGGAUGAGCCGGUUCCCUCCAAAAAACACAGGAAAGAAAAGGGAAAAGAUGGGGUAAAGCUCAAGAAAGAAAAGGUAGAGGAGGGGAAGAAAAAGAAAGGGAAGAAGGAACGCAAGAUUGAGACAUCUGAGGAUGAGGCUGCUGCCCCUCUGGAGGACGACCUGAGCGACAGCCCAGAGAAGUCCCAAAUAGACGAUAGUGAGAAUCAGUCAGCGGACACUGUAGCAAAGUCUGCCGAAAAGACACGUGUGGAGGACAAAUCCAAACAGAAGAAAGGGAAAUGGGAGGUAAAGCUGCAGGGCAUUAAGGACCUCAUCCAGGACAAAAAGGGCAAAAGGCCAGAUGACGCGCAGAGAGACAGCAGCCUCCAAAAACUAAAGAGCCUCACCUCCAAAAGCAAGGAGGAGUCCGCCCCUCUCUCCUCAGACUCCAGCGACAGCUCCACCCUACACAAAAAAGCAAAGAGCAAAGGACAGGAGAGCACCUCGACGCCACCCAAAGUCCCAUCUUCCUCCACAUCGUCGUCCUCAUCUUCCAUCACAGCUACCGGCAGCACAAAGGGUAAGGAGGAGGAGCUGGUUAAAGAAGAGGUGUUGGGACCGAAGGACGCCUCAGGCUCCACCAACCUGUUUGAGAAGUUCCUGUUGAACUGUGAAGCCAAGGACCGCGCCCCCCGCAGGCCGCCACCGCAUCAGCCCGCCCCAGAGAAGAGCAUCAUCAAACCUGCUAAGAUCAUAGGAAAGAUUGAAAAGAUCCCCAAGUCAACCAAAGACUCUCCCGCUCAGAAAGCAGACCUGGAGAAGACAAAGCAAUCAGAUGUCUCUAGACCUGGCCAGAGUUAUGGCUUCAGUCUGGACAGUGACGAGAAGGAAGGAGAGGAAUCUGCAGCAAAGACAAAGCCUGGAGAGGAAUCGCGGGAGCGAAGAGAGAAGCCAGAGGAGGCGCAGCGGCCCGGCUGGGAGAGGAGAACCCCAACGGAUGACAGGAAGAAAAGGAGAGAGGACAGUGAGCCCAGACUCUUCAUAGCCUGUGAUGACAAUCAGGACACCCAGGACCCACUAGAGGGUACAGACAAAUCUGACAAGGGUCAAGCCACAUUGAGUUUAGGAAUGGACCUUAAUCUGGACUGGAUGACUCUGGACGACUUCCAGAAACAUCUGAAUGGAGAGGAUGAGAUCCUUUCAGGUCCACCGUUAUCACCAAGUGAGUUGCGGGAUGCUGUGAAAAGUGGAGAUUACAUGGCUGUAAAAUUAGCACUUAAUUCCAAAGAGGACUACAAUCUGGACCAAGAGGCGUGUACUACUGGUGAGAAGAGGUCAUUUGAAGGAGAGAGGAGCUUGAUUGAAGAGAGAGGUUCGAAUGAUGCUCUUAGAUUGACUUCUAACCUUGACAUUGCAAGAAAUGAAGAGGGUACUCCAAGAGUAGAGGAGAAUAUCCCACAAGAUUUGGAUGGGCCAGAUGAUGGCAAGAAAAUGUCAAGGUGCCCUGCCAGUACAAACACUGAGCAAGUGACAGUGAGGGAACAUGAAAAGAUCCAGAAAGGUAUCGAGGAUAUAAAUGAAUCUCAAAAUACUGCUUGUGAUUCAGCUACCAUGCAGGAAGUUCAAGUAAAGGAAGAUCAGAAGAAAGCAGAGGAGGACAAAAUGUCAGAUGACACAAAAGUUGGUUUAUCAAGUGAAAUGAGUUUGAACUUUGAUCAGUCAAAUCCACCUACCAACGCAGAAUGGAUGCUGACAAGGGAUGACAAAAUAACUGAACAAAAUGGUGAAGCUAACAAACAAAGUUCCCCAGAGCAAGCAAAUGACUCAAGUGACGAGGCAGAGGAUGUGGUGACAGGCCACUCAGAUCAGUACAGUACAGUAUCAGGUACAGAUCAAGUUGUGUCCGAGUUGGACUCAAAGAAAAUUGCUAAAACCCAAUCACACUACCGUGGGAAAACUGUAGAAAGGAAACAACCAACACGAUCGAGUUUAAGGACGUGUAAGAAAGUACUUGAAACAACACCUAGCACAACAGAUCACGAGAAAAAGGAGACAGGCAAAAAGCACUUUUGUUUAUAUUGCAAAAUGGCGUUCACCCAACUUGCAAAGCAUUUGGAAAGGAAACAUGCAGAGGAAACAGAUGUUGCCCACGCAAUACACUUUCCCAAAGGUUCCAAAGUCAGACAGACUUUGCUUGACCAAAUUCGCAAUAAAGGAGAUUAUGAACAUAAUUGCAAAGUUCUCAAAAGUGGAGAAGGGGAAAUUGUGACCAAGAAACAGGUGAGAAAUCCUAGCAUAUCUGUUCGGGACUUCCUGCCUUGCCAGCACUGCUUUGCUUUUUAUCGUAAAACUGAUUUGUGGAGACAUGAGAGGUCAUGUAAGGCCAGAAAGGGAGAUCAAAAGUUGACCGAAAGGAGAAAUAGGGGCAAAGUCCACAGUGCUGCCUCCCGGCUGCUUCCAAUGUCAGAGUUCUUAACUGGAGGCUGCGAGGAAAUCAUUCACAUCAUGCAUCAAGAUGACAUAUCAAGGCACAUUAGAAAUGACCCGCUUAUUUGCAAAUUUGGCAAUGCGCUGUCUGCUAAGUAUGACCAUGAUAAGUCUCAGUUUGCCUAUAUUGCACAAAAGAUGAGGGAACUGGGUAGAUUUGUGCUCGCUAUAAAUGAGCUUGACAAUAGUGUGCAAUAUUUGCAUGAAGUAUGUCUACCAUCCAGAUUUGAAUUAGCCGUUGCAGGGGCCAAAAAAGCUAGUGGUUUUGAUCCCAGUUCCAGUAAGUUUAAAACCGUUUCCCUUGUCUCAAAAAUCGGAUACUCUUUAAAACGAGCUGCAGAAAUAGCUUUUGGGGAAAGUCGCAUGACAGAGGAUAGUGAAACUGAAAGCGAAGUGAAAAAGUUUAUACAGCUCCUCGAUACUAAAUGGAGCCAGUGUUUUUCUCGCAAAGCUCUUGCACUAUCUUUAAAGCAAGAGGUCAAGAAAGUGGAAGUAGACAAGUCAACUGUGACAGAAGAUUUGAUAAAACUCCACAGAUUUAUCACUGUGGAAGAAGAUGAAGCAAGAAGGGAGCUAAAAGAAAGUCCUAGUUUAUCAACAUGGAAAAAGCUAAGUGAAGCCACUCUAGCAGAUGUGUGCCUCUUCAACAGAGGAAGAGUAGGAAAUAUCGGCAGAAUGUUCUUGCAAACUUACACAAGCAUGAAGAGCAGGGGAAAAUUUGUGGCCUCUGCAGAUCAAAUAAGGAAGUGCACCAAAUUGGAGCUGGACCUCAGUGACAGUUUUACUAGGUUGGAACUAGAAGGCCAGUAUGGAAGGAACAUGCUGGUUCUGUUAACCCAAAGGAUGGUUUUAUCGAUUGACUUACUCAUUGAAAAUCGAGAGCAAGCAGGUGUUUCAAAAACUAACCCGUACCUGUUUGCACGGACUGAAGGUCCAUCUUUCAUCAGAGGAUUGGAUUGUUUCCGAAGGGCUGCAAUGGAAUGUGGAGUUAAAAAUCCCGAAGCGCUUCUGUCCUCAUCGUUAAGAGAGCAAAUUGCCAGCUGUUGGCAACUAAUGAGCCUCAGUGAAUGUGAAUGGGAUCAAGUGGCCAAGCUGGUAGGAAGGAACAGCCAGGAGUGUUACGGACUUUCCAAGAAUGCGUCACAGCUGGAGGAAGUGAGCAAACAACUGCUCAAAAUGGAUCGAACACUACCAUCAAGUCCACCUGGCACUGCAAGAGAUGGAACUACACAGAAGGCCGCUUUAAAGAGAAGACCUUGGAGUGAGAAGGAGCAGGCUGCAGUGAAGCGAUUCUUGAUUGAAUUUAUAACAAGGAUGAAAGUUCCAGGUAAAAAGGAGUGCAAUGCUUGCAUUGCUGCUGAACCAGACCUCGUUGGAAGAUCUUGGACAGAUGUCAAAAACUAUGUACACAACACACUACAGACAAUACGGAGAAGAAAUAACCAGCAGAAUUCUGAAGGGAAUGUAAAUGUUUUGAACCCAAAAAGUCCAAACGCUGGAGUCCAAACUACAGAUAAAGAUUUGCAAGAUGAAAGCGUUAUCUGUAGUAUGACUACAGUGCAUCCAGAUCAUCUGACAGAAAGUUCUAAUUGUUGUAUGACAAUGGCACCACCAACCGACUUGAGAGAGUCAACACCAUUCUCCCAAGAGAUUACUUCAGUUUAUGCAACUUUGUGUUCCACCAGUACAAAUAUGGUCCAUUCAAGUCAGCCAUUGAUUUCUACUUUCACACCACUGAACGCCACUGAUACACAGGUGGUUCCCACAUUUACUCCACACAACACUAAUUCACUAAUGUCUCCUGCAUACACAUCAGAAAACAACAGGAUUUUGCCAAUGGCUCCGUCAUAUACACAGAAUACCUCAAGUAUUCCACCACCCUCUGUGUAUAUUCCACAAGAUACUGCAAAUUCACCACUGAUUCCUACUUUUAGUCCACUUAAUGCUCCAAGUACUUCAAUGGUUCCUAUAUUCUCGCCAUUGAAUCCUCCAAGUACACCAAUGGUACCUGCAUUCUCACCACUGAAUGACAGAAGUAGGCCUAUCGUGUCUUCAUUCACACCUCUGAACAAUUCAGGUACACCAGGUUACCCCACAAGUCCACCUAGGACCUCCACAACUGCACAGGUUGUCCCUUCAGUAUUUGGACCCAGUGUUCCUGACAGAGCACCAGUGUUACAGGAAAGUACAUCCAUGUCUGCCACAGGAAAACAAGUCACUCCAUCUGUGAAGGCUCAAAAGAGAAACAAAAGAUUGUGGAGCGAGGAGGAACAGGCAGCAGUCAGGCGUCAGCUCGGAGACUUCUGUAAACUGGUUAAAGUGCCAGGCAAAAAGGAUUGUGAUGCAUGUUUAGCCGCUGAGCCUGCCUUAAACAGCAGGACAUGGAGGGAAGUUAAAUAUUUUGUACAUAACUCAAUUCAGUCAAUGAAAAGAAGAGGUUAUGCAGUCGCCUCCAAACAAAUUGGAGGACAGGAACUAGAGACUCACAAUUCUCAUAAUACAAACACAGAGUGGGAUGGUCCUGUUUAUCUGUCCUUGUGAUUUUAAUGGACAUGUGGGAAAACAGUAAGUGAUCUGUGAUAUUAAUUGUGCAAGGGCUGUGGCUUUAACCUCAAGUUGUAUGAAUUUAAAAAUUCAGCAGAUGUGACAGUGUUGUACAAUGUACUGUCAGUAAAUCUUGGUCUCAGUAGCCAUACUGGUCUUGUCAACAUUUAAAAGACUGCCCUGCCAUUGUCUUAAGUCACAUGUUCAAAAUAUCCUGAAGUAUUCAGAAACAAGUCCACCAGACCAAGCUGUUGGUGUACUAUUGCAUGAGUAUACACUAAAUGGAUGAAACUAAGAACAUUUGUACUGUAGCUUUGGCUCAGAAAAAACAGAUAUUAAUGUUUAAUAUGGUUAGUUUGCAUAUACAGUACCUAUGUAACACUGUCAAUUUGGUAAAUGAUCACAGGUUAUCUAGAAAGUGUUCUGAUUUUUAGAUGUGUGAUCAAGUAGUAACCAUGAACCUCAUUUGUUAGGAUUUGCAACCUGCCACCAGUCAUUGCUGUGGAAAGCAGCUGCUGUGGUACCUAAACAUGCUUUCAAUUAAAAAAAAAGAAAAAACGAUUCGUAAAAAUGGUGGUUGGAACCCCCUCUCCCCACCACCAUGACCAGGGCAUCUCCCAUCCUGCACUGAGCAAAGGUAGCCUCAGUGAUUGUACAUUUCCAGAGGUAUUUCUACUCUUCUUUACUUCAAAACUUGCGUAGACAUCUAUCUUUAUGCCUGUACUGUUUUGAGUAGCAUUUUUAUGAAUUUUGAUGAUCAAAAAAGAAAUAGAAUACCUACCAGCAAAACUUUGCAGCCACUCCUUCCAAUAUGAUAGAUGUUUGUUGACUUCCUUUACAUGAUUCCCAAAUGCCUGGCUCAAGUGUACUGUGUUUCUGCUUUAACCAGUAGUCCAUAUUGUAGAUGGCCCCUGAUAGCCUGCAGCGGUAAAGCAUACCUUCUUUGCUGACAUUAGAGAAAUAGGAGCUCUGUGUGUAUACCUCUCACUUAAAUAUUGAAAAAUAUUUUUUCUUUGAGGAUCUUGUUGAUAAAUGUUAAUUAUCUUCAUUUAUACAUUUGUUUUUCAUGUGCAUUAACGAUCUGCCGAGAGGCGGUUGUAUUUUUGUAUCACUAUACAGCAACUGUGUAGAACAUUUUAGUACUUUACUUCUAUUUUGAUGUACUCUUAUUUGAGGCAAAAACUCACUGCAGUGGUCUCAUUUUUAUCACAUUGUUUUAAACUUUAAUUUUGUUGCCAAGAUCAGAUUGCCUUAUGAUGUUAUUUGCUUUAUUCCAAUUUUAUCCUACUCUUGUUGAUUGCAUGUAACACACAGCAUACCAAUUAUGAACCUCAGAUGCGUUUCAUGAGUCGUCACUCACUAGUAACCACCUUUGCCAGCAAACCAACAGGUUAUUCUUUAAAUGAAGUGAUUUUGACAGGGACUGAAAGAAGA